CUUAUACGUUGUUGGUUAGUGUUGACGUAGAAUUGGAAAGUUGCGUUGUUUUAUAUCUAAAUUUCAAUAUAUGUUGAUGAAGUUGGUUGGCUGAAUCAAAGCUUAUUACUUAGUUUUGCAUCUGAUACAUUGGACAGCCAUUGCAAGAGUUGUAUAAAGGUUCAGCAUGACGUCCAUUGUAACUUCAGAUUCUAAAGCACCUUUAAGGGAUGUGAAGAAGGUCCAGUUUGGAAUUUUGAGUCCAGAUGAGAUUCUUCGAAUGUCUGUCACGGAAGGUGGGAUUCGCUAUUCUGAAAUUUAUGAAGGAGGUAGGCCAAAACUGGGUGGCUUGAUGGACCCUCGGCAGGGUGUGAUUGAUAGGCAUUCCCGCUGUCAGACAUGUGCUGGGAACAUGACAGAAUGUCCAGGCCAUUUUGGCCAUAUUGAAUUGGCCAAGCCUGUUUUUCAUGUAGGAUUCCUGACUAAGACCAUCAAAAUCUUAAGAUGUGUAUGCUUUUACUGCUCCAAACUACUUGUCAGCCCAAAUAAUCCAAAAAUCAAGGAAAUAAUAACCAAGUCCAAAGGUCAGCCAAGGAAAAGACUGGCUCAUAUUUAUGAUCUGUGCAAAGGAAAGAACAUUUGUGAAGGGGGUGAUGAGAUGGACACAAAAUUGAUUAAUGAAGCUCAGCAGCAUGCUGAAGAACCUACAAAAAAGCUGGGCCAUGGAGGUUGUGGGCGUUAUCAACCAAAAAUUCGUAAAAGUGGCUUGGAUUUGACUGCAGAAUGGAAGCAUGUGAAUGAAGAUUCCCAGGAAAAGAAAAUUCAGUUAUCUGCUGAGAGGGUUUGGGAAAUUUUCAAGCACAUAUCAGAUGAGGAGUGUCAGAUAUUAGGAAUGGACCCUCGUUUUGCUAGACCAGAUUGGAUGUUGGUUACAGUGCUUCCUGUUCCACCAUUACCAGUGAGGCCAGCAGUAGUCAUGUUUGGUUCAGCAAGAAACCAGGAUGAUCUGACCCACAAGUUAGCUGAUAUAGUAAAGGCAAACAACGAACUGAUCAGGAAUGAACAAAAUGGAGCAGCAGCUCACAUUAUUGCUGAAAAUAUUAAAAUGCUUCAGUUCCAUGUAGCAACACUUGUUGAUAAUGAACUUCCAGGUUUGCCUAGGGCAAUGCAAAAAUCAGGAAGACCUCUAAAGUCUUUGAAGCAAAGAUUAAAAAGCAAAGAAGGGAGGAUUCGAGGUAAUCUCAUGGGAAAGCGAGUAGAUUUCUCGGCUCGAACUGUUAUCACACCUGAUCCCAAUUUAAGAAUAGAUGAAGUAGGAGUACCACGUUCUAUUGCACAAAACUUGACAUUUCCAGAAAUAGUGACACCAUUUAACAUUGACAAGAUGCAUGAGCUAGUAAGACGUGGAAAUAGCCAGUAUCCUGGAGCAAAGUAUAUUAUUCGUGAUAAUGGUGAAAGAAUUGAUUUACGUUUUCAUCCAAAAGCUAGUGACCUCCAUCUUCAGUGUGGUUAUAAGGUGGAAAGACAUGUUCGGAAUGGUGAUGUUGUCAUUUUCAAUCGGCAACCCACUUUGCAUAAAAUGUCUAUGAUGGGGCAUAGAAUUAAAGUCCUUCCAUGGUCAACGUUUAGAUUAAAUUUAAGUGUGACUACUCCUUACAAUGCUGACUUUGAUGGAGAUGAAAUGAAUCUUCAUGUACCACAAUCACUAGAAACCAGAGCUGAGAUAGAGCAGUUGGCUAUGGUAUCUCGCAACAUUAUUACACCUCAAUCAAAUAAACCCGUGAUGGGAAUUGUGCAGGAUACUUUGACUGCAGUCAGGAAAAUGACUAGGAGAGAUGUUUUCUUAGAAAAGGAUCAGAUGAUGAAUUUACUUAUGUACUUGCCUAUCUGGGAUGGCAAGAUGCCUAUGCCAGCUAUUCUGAAACCAAAGCCAUUAUGGACUGGCAAACAAUUGUUUUCACUGAUCAUUCCACCAAACAUCAAUUUGAUUCGAACCCAUAGCACACAUCCUGAUGAAGAAGAUGAUGGACCUUACAAGUGGAUCUCUCCAGGAGAUACAAAAGUUCUUAUUGAGCAUGGUGAACUAAUUAGUGGUAUAGUGUGUAAGAAGACAGUUGGAGCUUCUAGUGGUUCACUGAUGCAUGUUGUGUUCAAUGAACUCGGGCAUGAAGUGUCAGGCCAGUUCUAUGGUCAUAUUCAGACAGUUGUUAAUAAUUGGCUACUUCUGGAAGGUCAUACAAUUGGUAUUGGUGACACAAUUGCUGAUCCACAAACUUACAUAGAGAUUCAGAAUACGAUUAAAAAGGCCAAGCAGGAUGUGAUCGAAGUCAUAGAAAAAGCCCAUAACGAUGAGUUGGAACCAACACCUGGUAAUACUUUGAGACAGACUUUUGAAAACCAGGUGAACCGUAUUCUAAAUGAUGCUCGAGACAAGACUGGUGCUAGUGCCCAAAAGUCACUUUCUGAAUUUAACAACUUCAAGGCUAUGGUAGUAUCUGGUGCCAAAGGAUCAAAGAUCAAUAUAUCACAGGUUAUUGCCUGUGUAGGACAGCAAAACGUAGAAGGUAAACGAAUUCCUUUUGGAUUCCGAAAACGUACCCUUCCGCACUUCAUCAAGGAUGAUUAUGGACCAGAAAGUAGAGGGUUUGUUGAGAACUCUUACCUAGCUGGUCUAACGCCUUCAGAGUUUUUCUUCCAUGCUAUGGGUGGUAGAGAAGGUUUAAUUGAUACUGCUGUAAAAACAGCAGAAACAGGUUACAUUCAACGACGUUUAAUCAAAGCUAUGGAAAGUGUAAUGGCUACUUAUGAUGGAACUGUGAGAAACAGCACUGGGCAGGUGAUUCAGUUGAAGUAUGGAGAAGAUGGUUUAGAUGGGACAGCUGUAGAAGUUCAGUCACUACCAACACUGAAACCUUCAGAUAAAGCAUUUGAGAAGAAGUUUAGGUUUAAUGCAUCCAAUGAAAGGUAUUUACGACGUAUCUUUACUGAGGAUGUAGUGAGAGACUUGAUGGGCAGUGCCACUGCACUGAGUGAACUAGAGAAAGAAUGGGAAAAACUGAAACAUGACAGGGAAUUAUUGAGGGCCAUUUUCCCUACAGGUGAUAGUAAGGUAGUUCUACCUUGUAACCUUCAGAGAAUGAUCUGGAGUGCACAGAAGAUUUUUCAUGUCAAUCAGAGAGCCCCUACAGAUUUAAGUCCUUUGAAAGUGAUUGGAGGUGUCGAAGAACUUGUGAAGAAGCUAGUGGUGGUGCCUGGUGAAGAUAGGCUGAGUAUCCAGGCUAAUGAUAAUGCAACAAUACUUUUCCGUGCCUUGCUGAGAUCAACCCUUUGUGCUAAGCGUGUUGCUGAAGAGUUCAGACUAUCUAGUGAAUCAUUCCAAUGGUUGUUGGGAGAAAUCGAAGCAAGAUUUCAGCAGGCCCAGGUUCAACCUGGAGAGAUGGUGGGGCCUUUGGCUGCACAAUCUCUGGGAGAACCAGCCACUCAGAUGACACUGAACACUUUCCACUAUGCUGGAGUGUCUGCCAAGAAUGUAACUCUAGGUGUACCUCGACUGAAAGAAAUUAUCAAUAUCUCCAAGAAGCCUAAAACUCCUUCUUUGACCGUGUUUUUAACUGGCAGUGCUGCUCGGGAUGCCGAAAAAGCAAAGGAUGUUUUAUGUCGUUUGGAGCACACAACUUUGAGAAAAGUCACUGCUAACACUGCCAUUUACUAUGAUCCUGACCCACAAAAUACUGUUAUUGUUGAAGACCAAGAAUUUGUUAAUGUAUAUUAUGAAAUGCCAGAUUUUGACCCCACAAGGAUCUCUCCUUGGCUUUUGCGCAUAGAGCUGGAUCGUAAGCGCAUGACAGACAAAAAACUGACCAUGGAGCAAAUUGCAGAAAAAAUAAAUGCAGGAUUUGGAGAUGACUUGAAUUGUAUUUUCAAUGAUGACAAUGCUGAGAAACUAGUUCUUCGUAUUAGGAUCAUGAACAACGAUGAAAGCAAAUUCCAAGAUGAGGAAGAGCAAGUGGACAAGAUGGAAGAUGAUGUGUUUCUUCGAUGUAUAGAAGCAAACAUGUUGAGUGACAUGACACUACAAGGCAUAGAAUCUAUCACUAAGGUGUAUAUGCACCUUCCUACCACUGACAACAAGAAGAGAAUUGUCAUCACGGAUACUGGAGAAUUCAAGGCUAUAGCUGAAUGGCUUCUUGAAACUGAUGGUACCAGUCUCAUGAGGGUUCUUAGUGAACGAGAUGUUGAUCCUGUUCGUACAGUGUCUAAUGACAUUUGCGAGAUAUUUUCGGUUCUUGGGAUUGAGGCUGUUCGUAAGGCUGUAGAGAAAGAAAUGAAUCAUGUAAUAUCAUUUGAUGGUUCUUAUGUGAAUUAUCGGCACUUGGCCUUAUUGUGUGAUGUCAUGACUGCAAAGGGUCAUCUUAUGGCAAUUACUCGUCAUGGGAUUAAUAGACAAGAUACAGGUGCUCUAAUGCGUUGCUCCUUUGAAGAAACGGUAAUUUCAUUUUAAAGUUGUUGAUUAUGAGACACUUAAAAAUAGAUAACUUAAAUUUGAUUGAGUUUUAUUUUGUUACUAGCUGAUGUACCCAUUCAGUGCACAAUAAAGACAAACACACACAUCUUUCAUCUGCCCUCCACUGAUUUUCUAGUUGUAAUUGGACACGCAGACUUCUGUCAAAUAAAUUUAAGAGUAAGUAUCUCUGUGUUUUCAGGUGGUCCAGGUGUAUUUUUUGGAACUGUAGCAAGCCCCACUUCAGCCAUGUCACCACAAAUGACUCCAUGGAAUCAAGGGUCAACUCCAGCCUAUGCCAGUGCUUGGUCCCCGGGUUUGGGUAGUGGAAUGACUCCAGGAGCUGCUGGUUUCUCUCCAUCAGCAGCAAGUGAUGCUAGUGGCUACAGUCCAAGAUACAGUCCAGCAUGGUCUCCACAACCAGGAUCACCUGCUUCUCCAGCUUCUCCUUACAUACCCAGUCCUGCUGGUGCACUGUCACCAAGUUAUUCUCCAUCGUCACCUGCAUAUGCUCCAACGUCUCCAUCAAUCACUCCCCAAAGUCCAAGCUAUUCACCAACUUCACCUUCUUACUCUCCUACUAGUCCAAGCUACUCGCCAACUUCUCCAAAUUACAGUCCUACCAGUCCAAGUUACAGUCCUACCAGUCCCAGCUACUCUCCUACCAGUCCAAGUUACUCUCCUACCAGUCCUAGCUACUCUCCUACCAGUCCCAGCUAUAGCCCAACCAGUCCAAGUUAUUCUCCAACUAGUCCCAGUUACUCUCCGACAAGCCCAAGUUAUUCACCGACAAGCCCUAGUUACAGCCCCACUAGCCCAAGCUAUAGUCCCACUAGCCCUAGCUAUUCCCCAACAAGUCCAAGCUACUCUCCCAGUUCCCCUAAUUACACUCCAGCAUCCCCAUCAUAUUCCCCUACCAGCCCAAGCUAUUCUCCUACAAGCCCAGGAUAUUCCCCCACAUCACCUUCCUACAGUCCCACUAGCCCCAGUUAUUCACCCAGCUCACCAAACUACUCACCUCAGAGUCCAAGUUACAGCCCUGGAUCUCCAAGUUAUUCUCCGAGUAGCCCCAAGUACUCACCAACCUCCCCAUCAUACAGUCCCACCAGUCCAAGUUAUUCUCCAGGGUCUCCACAAUACACACCUACUUCUCCUAAGUACAGCCCUGGCUCUCCAACUUAUUCUCCAACAUCUCCAUCGUACUCUCCCUCAAGUCCUAAGUAUUCACCUACCAGUCCUACAUACACACCAACAUCUCCAAAGUAUAGUCCCACUUCCCCUCAGUACAGCCCCACAUCUCCAAAGUACUCCCCUACAUCUCCCACCUAUUCUCCUAGUUCUCCUAAUUAUAGCCCCACAAGUCCCACAUAUUCACCAUCCAGUCCUAAAGGAUCAAAUUACUCUCCUGCAAGUCCAGGAUACUCUCCCUCCUCACCAACAAGAAGUCCUACUAGCCCCACAAUGGAUUAUGACGAUGACCACUGAUCUUGAAACCUGUGUGGAACAAUUUGUUUAUAAUGUCUUUUGAAAAAUGUUUAAAUAACUGUGCACAUUUAGGAAAUACUUAUUUCUUGUUCACAGAAAUAUUGUGAAACGUUUGUAUAUUUGAAAUCGUUGCAGUAGAUAAAUAGAAAAAAGUUAGUAGUCUGUGAGCGUUUUGUGUUCUUUUAAAGAAAAGUGUUGGUAGAUUUAAGAAAACAGAGUGUCUAAGGUGAGCGAAAUAUUUAUACAAAAACUUUAAACCAAUUCUGAUUAUUUUAAAUUGCUAGUUGUUGAAUAUGAAAUGUUUUAUACUUGUGUGUCCAUGAAAUGACUAUAUAUUCCACAUAUUUUAUUGUUAACUAAAUGUAAGAACCAGAUCUUAAUGAAACAUUAUGGCAAUCGGUUAAUAUUUCUGUUGGUGUUUUAAAUAUGUUCGUGUAUUCAAUGGUACUUUAUGUGAUGUAGAAGUUGAUUUUCCAAGUUGUUCAAUAAAGCACUAAUUUAUAUAUAAUA
Molecule: messenger RNA, 6475 nt
Organism: Limulus polyphemus (Atlantic horseshoe crab)
Lineage: Eukaryota; Metazoa; Arthropoda; Merostomata; Xiphosura; Limulidae
Gene: RpII215
Product: DNA-directed RNA polymerase II subunit RPB1
Exons: 24
Biological process (GO): transcription by RNA polymerase II
Cellular component (GO): RNA polymerase II, core complex
Molecular function (GO): DNA binding
Source: RefSeq, a predicted model, not a curated record